Molecule: messenger RNA, 1383 nt
Organism: Cyclocybe aegerita
Lineage: Eukaryota; Fungi; Basidiomycota; Agaricomycetes; Agaricales; Hemipholiotaceae
Source: the annotation of a GenBank genome assembly
AUGCCUGGAUGGGCAACGUCUCCGUGGUCGUUCCUUCACGAUUUCAGUAUAUACACUCAUUAUAUUCUAUGCCGCCCAUCAAUUGGAUUUUUAGAGGUUCUCCACUCCAUGAUCCUUGUGAGAUCCGUGAAUUAUCUGAUAAUCUGGGCGUCAAUUAUAUGUAGCAGUCCGAAAAUGGGCAGGCGACCGCACCGGAGUUUCCCGCUCAGGAUGGUGACGCUCCUUCCUUUUCCUAUGUUGAGGACGUUCUUGUCAAGACCUCUGCUACUUCUCCAUGAUGCACAAUCCAAGGAAGAGCCAUCGACGCCCGAGCGUCCAAAUGCCGGGCUUGCAACAGAAUCGCGGACAGAAAGUCCACUAGUGUCCGACAUCCUGAAAGCUAGACUCCCUGGCUCUCAAGAACGAGAGCCUCUUUCAUCAUACGACCUAGACCUUGUCAAGAAACGCAUUCGUGAAUGGACGGAACAGGCUUCCAUUGCUAUCCGUAAUCGAGCGGAUGACUUCACGGUGAAUACAAAGACGACAUUUUCUCAGCUUGGGGCGCAUCUCAACAAGGUGACGGGCUAUGAAGAGAUAGAAGCUUUGAAGCGGGGUGUUGUCGAGCAAGAGGAACGUAUUAACGCGGUCAGACAGGCGGCGCGGAAGGCCAAAAGUGCAUAUGAAGAGGCUGUCGUCCAGCGCUCCAACUCACAGCGUGAAGUGAACGAUCUUCUCCAGCGGAAAUCAAUGUGGACCGACGGCGAUGUCGGCCGGUUCACGUCGCUCGUCAGGCAGGACCACCUAUACGAGCAGGAGGAGGCGCGAGCGAAAGCAGCCGUCGACGAGACUGAAGAUGCGGUGGAGAAGGAAUUCAGCCGGCUCAUGCGCACGAUUCUCGCCCGCUACCACGAAGAGCAAGUCUGGUCUGACAAGAUUCGGAGCGCGUCGACGUAUGGUUCACUGGCGGCGCUUGGGCUCAACCUGUUCGUCUUCAUCCUGGCGAUCGUCAUUGUCGAGCCAUGGAAGCGACGGCGUCUAGCACAGACGUUCGAGCGGAAGAUAGAGGAGCUUAGCGAGGAGAACGGGGCACGGCUGGACGCAAGUAUGAAGAGCAUCGGCAGUCAAAUCGUCAGGCAGGAAGCCCUUCUUGAAGAUCUCAAGGGCGAGCUCUCGAAGCAGCUCGCGCUGCUAUCAGUCUCCGACGCGGCACAUACUGUAAACGGGAAGGGUAACGGGACCCUCGAUGAGCCAUCAAUGGGUGAAGAGGUGGAAAGCGUGCAGCCUGGCGCAGACACUGCGACAGGGGAGUCGAGACCUUCAAGACGGCAGCUGGAGAUCGCAGCUGUAGGAGCCGCGGCUGCACUCUGUCCAGAAGGCCGUGAGGAGUCAUUCCACGAGACGUAG